Molecule: messenger RNA, 1449 nt
Organism: Lingula anatina
Lineage: Eukaryota; Metazoa; Brachiopoda; Lingulata; Lingulida; Lingulidae
Product: homeobox protein Hox-B7-A-like
Source: RefSeq, a predicted model, not a curated record
AGCUAUAAAACUGUUGACUCCUGACCCACGAUAUGUUGACUGUUUUCACUUGGAGAGAAUUUAUGGUGGAAUUAUGAACUCGUAUUUUACCAGCUCGUACAUAGACGCUUAUCAAGCGGUGGUACCGCCUGUGGACCACUAUGCGCAUAUUACAUCUCCUGGCAUGCUAAAUGAACCUGACCCGACUCUGAGGCAUCAUUCGUCGACACUGGGAUCACAUCACCACUCUGCCCUACAGAACUAUCAUGAUUUCGGCAGCGGUGCCGCCAGGGAUCAUACCACGGCUGCGGCGUCUUCGCUCUAUCCCAGUUACGAGCACUCGGUGAUCGCGGCCGUGACCAGCUCGGCCCAUCAGCCGGUUCAGUAUCACGGGGAAGUACACGGUUAUUCGAACGGGGACGGAGUCGGUGAAACGACGACCGUCACGGACAUUUCGAACUGCACGCCGAUUCAGUUCAAUCCUCCUCCGAACCAUCAUCUCGAUUAUAAACCUUAUGGAGCGUAUGGAACUUACACCUCGUCGACGCUGUCCUCCUCCCCUCCCCAUCUGUCCACCACCCUCUCUUCUCUCUCGCCCAAAUUAUUCCAGAGGAAUUCCUGCAGUAAAGCGGACUCCUCCAUAGCUCUCUCAGCUGCCGGCGUGAAGGCAGCCUCCAAGGAAUCUCACAGGGGCACGACGCCGCGUUUGAACGGAGGGGGAGGAGGAGGGGGUGGGACUGGCGGCAAUAGCAAUGGUGGAGGUGGUUCACGACUCAACCACGAUGUCUCAGAGCGUCUUAGUGACCAUAGUGUGAGUCCGGCUGGAAGCCCCCUGCCUGCCGCCCCGGCCUCGUUGCCCAGGAAGGAAAAACAACAGCAAGAGAAACAGCAGAAGCAGCAAGACGUGAAGGAGCAGGACACGUUUGAAGGGGACACGGAUGAAGAGAUGGAUGGGGAUGCGAAAGGGGACCAACAGGCACCGCUCUUUAACUGGAUGAAAAGUCCUGAUCGCAAAAGGGGCAGGCAGACGUACUCAAGACACCAAACAUUAGAACUGGAAAAAGAAUUCCACUUCAACCGGUAUCUAACCAGACGACGUAGAAUAGAAAUCGCGCAUGCGCUGUGUCUCACGGAAAGGCAGAUCAAAAUUUGGUUCCAAAACCGACGAAUGAAAUGGAAGAAAGAGAACAAAGGAAUCGAGCUUUCCCGCGACAGUCCGCCCCAGGGUGUUUUAUGAAAUAGUCGUUGUAAUUAUAUUUUUAUCUUGUGAUGUAUCAUCAUCAUCUUUAACUAUUUAUUGUCUGUCAUCUUUCCAUUUUGCUUUGCGUCCGUGAGUGAAUUUUGAUGUUGACGUUUCCAAGGACUGUGACGCAACAGAGGACUGGGGUGGUACUGGUGUAUAUAACGUGGUACACGUGGCAGGAAAUAUGACGUAACAUUCGCUGUUCGUUAAAAGGAGUAUAGCUGAAC